Molecule: messenger RNA, 1921 nt
Organism: Aspergillus sclerotioniger CBS 115572
Lineage: Eukaryota; Fungi; Ascomycota; Eurotiomycetes; Eurotiales; Aspergillaceae
Product: glycoside hydrolase family 27 protein
Exons: 5
Coding region: 122-1540 (472 amino acids)
Biological process (GO): carbohydrate metabolic process
Molecular function (GO): hydrolase activity, hydrolyzing O-glycosyl compounds
Source: RefSeq, a predicted model, not a curated record
AAUUGGGACCAUUGAGUUGACCUGCAGAUCUUAGCCGGCUGCAUGGCCAGAAUGCUUCCCCGCACGAUGAGCUGCAUACUUAAACUCCCAUCGCCACCUCUUUCUCCAGUCCCACGAUUUCAUGAGAUCAAACAACAUGUGGCAGCUCCUGAUUUCGUUCCUGUUAUUGUCGCGGGCUGCGGCCCUCGUCCGACCCGAUGACGUGGGCCGAGUGCCAGCUCUCGGCUGGAACUCGUGGAAUGCCUACAAUUGCGAAAUUGAUGCGGACAAGAUUCUCACCGCCGCCAAUGAGGUUGUCAAUCUAGGACUGAAAAGUCUCGGAUAUGAAUACAUCAACAUUGACGACUGCUGGUCCGUUAAAUCUGGUCGCGAUCCCACAACCAAACGCAUCAUCCCUGACCCGGACAAAUUCCCCAACGGCAUCUCCGGUGUCGCAGACCAAGUGCAUGCCCUUGGCCUGAAGCUAGGCAUCUACAGCAGCGCCGGUCUAACCACCUGCGCCGGCUAUCCCGCAAGUCUAGGCUACGAAGAGAUCGAUGCUCAAUCGUUUGCCGAAUGGGGCGUAGACUGUAUGCCCCAACCCUCAAACCACCACUCACCCACCACUAACCAUCCAUCAGACCUCAAAUACGACAACUGCGGCGUCCCCACCAACCUAACGGACCAAUACACCUACUGCGUCCCCGACAGCACCGACGGGUCAUCCUUCCCCAACGGCACCUGCGACGACCUGACCAACGCCGCCCCCGACAACUACAACUGGGCCACCUCCACCACCGCAAAACGAUACAUGCGUAUGCGCAAUGCCCUCCUCAACGUCAACCGCACCAUCCUCUACUCCCUCUGCGACUGGGGCCAAGCCGACGUGAAUGAUUGGGGAAAUGCAACCGGAAAUUCCUGGCGCAUGUCGGGCGAUAUCACACCAAGCUGGACCCGCAUCGCCGAAAUCGCCAACGAAAACUCCUUCCUCAUGAACUACGCCGAUUUCUGGGGCUACCCGGACCCAGACAUGCUCGAAGUCGGAAACGGGAAUCUGACACUCGCUGAGAACCGAGCCCAUUUUGCUCUUUGGGCCGUGAUGAAGUCGCCGUUGAUUAUUGGGACGCCGGUAUUACCCCCUCCCAGUAACCCCACCCCCUCCUCAAACCAACCUAACAAAAUGCAGCUCUCCUCAAUCGACAAAUCCCACCUAACCAUCCUCUCCAACGCCCCAUUACUCACCUUCCACCAAGAUCCCCAAAUCGGCCGUCCCGCCUACCCCUACAAAUGGGGCUACAAUGCCGACUGGACCUUCGACCCGUCCCACCCAGCAGAAUACUGGUCCGGACCGUCGAGUUCAACUGCCCUGAACGGGACACUAGUGUUGAUGUUGAAUUCGCAGGAUACGGUGCAGACGCGGACGGCGUAUUGGAAGGAGGUGCCGGAGUUGAAGGGUGGGUAUCGGCGGGGAGGAGGGUACAGGGUUACGGAUGCUUGGACGGGGAAUGAUUUGGGGUGUGUGAGGGAUAAGUAUAGUACGAGGUUGGGGCACAUGAUGUAGGGGUUUUGGUUGUGGGGGAGGCUUGUUAGGGACUAUGUAUGUAGUACUUUUUUGUAGGGAGGAGGAGUGGGGAUUAGGAAUAGGGUUACGAUGGGAUUAGUGAAUGGAAUGGAAUGGGAUGGUAUGGAAUGGAAGAAUUGAAGAUAAACGUAUGUGGAAUAUAAAUACUAGGAAAAGUCAGGUCAUUAUCAUUACUGCCCAUCAUGCCCAAUUUGAAGUGAAAGAGGAAAGAAAGGAUAAGAUCGGAUCAUCUCCAUAAAUCCUGUCGACUAUCUCGUCUCCAUCCCCCACUACUCUUCGGUCGUCCAUCAUCUACCGGCACGGCCAGGAACCCGCCAAACCCGUUGCCCACGAGCACGCUCUUGCGCGCGUCGCCGCCCC